CCCCAAAGCCAUACCCAUUUUCACAGUCGAGCAGUUUUCACCAUCUUAAUUCGGGUUGAGAGAGAACCUAAAACCCCAAUUCAAUUAGCUUGGGCGUUGAUUGUGUUGGGUGUGGCGAUGCCAAGCGUUGAGACAGCAAGAAGCGACCCUGUGAUCAACUCGACGUUCAAGAGGUGGGGCAGGAGGCACCCGUUUAUCAGAUACGGACUUCCGAUGAUCUCGCUCACCGUGUUCGGUGCAGUCGGACUGGGUCAUAUGAUACAAGGCGGCAAGGACGUUGCGAAGGUGAAAGACGAUCAGGAAUGGGAGAUAAUUGAGACAAGAAAAGCACUUUCGAGAACAGGGCCGGUGGACGCCUACAACCCAAAAAAGACAUCGCUCGAGGAAGAGCUCAAGGCUUUGCAAGAGAAGGUGGACAUAAACAACUACGACUACAAGAAAAUCCCGCGUCCAAAUGAAGGCAAAUCAGCCUAAAGGCCGAGUCUUUAAGUCUUGUGCAAUUUCUCUGUGUUGUUGUGUGGCAUUUGAGCUUAUGCCAUUAUGUAAUUUUUGUAGGUUUUGUAAUGACUGACUAACUCUGUUUUUUUGUUGGGUUUAAUCUGGUUUAAGGGAAUUUACGUUUUGAUUAAUAAAAAAUUGGCACCAUGUUUGAUGUU
This is a messenger RNA of Prunus avium (sweet cherry), 656 nucleotides long. RefSeq names its product cytochrome C oxidase assembly protein. NCBI's taxonomy places the organism in Eukaryota, Viridiplantae, Streptophyta, Magnoliopsida, Rosales, Rosaceae. Gene Ontology annotation, cellular component: mitochondrial membrane. The record is from RefSeq and is a predicted model, not a curated record.